AUGCAACAAGGUCGCCAGUCGAAUCCGCUGGAUGAUCUUGCCUUCCUGGCCGAUUCAUAUCAACACGCGUCGCAACAGACUGCAAGUGUACCGACUACCUCAGUGCCAUUGUAUCCUCAACAGCCUCAAAUGCUUCCAACAUCAGACGCGAAUCUCUUGUACGGACCACCACCAACAACAUCACAGCAAUACCAACAGCAGCAGCAGCAGUUUCCUUUCAUACCGCCUAUAAUCCAACCACCACAACAACUAUAUCAACAUGUCAUUCAAAUGGACGAUCCAAAUGCCAGCAGAUCUAUGCCCCCACCACCACCCGCAAUUCCAACAAUAAUACUCAAACCACCAUCUUCAACUGGUCUUGCUCUUUCUUCUACAUCAGCUGUCGCUACAUCUGCUACAACUCCCGUUGUUACUCUAACAGUACCAACACCACCAGCAGGAAUAGCAAGUCAUGCCGUAUACGCAGCAGUGUAUUCUGGAGUCCCCGUAUACGAAAUGAUGUGUAGGAAUGUAGCUGUCAUGAGACGACGUGCUGAUUCCUUCUUGAACGCUACUCAGAUAUUGAAGGUGGCUGGUAUUGAUAAGGGCAGACGGACAAAGAUUUUGGAACGUGAAAUCUUGACUGGUGAACAUGAGAAGGUGCAGGGUGGGUAUGGAAAGUAUCAGGGAACUUGGAUUCCAUUUGAACGUGGUGUUGCAUUGGCGAGGCAGUAUAAUGUUGAGCACUACCUUGGAGCCAUUCUGGAAUUUCAGCCUCCACCAGCUGGUCGAUCAGAUAAGACGCCUACAAAGGAAGAAUAUAUGGCUGCUACCCGAGAGAAGAAGCCAUCAGCUGGUUCUUCUCGACCAGUGUCAACAACCGCUGCAACGUAUCGUGCCAUACAAAAUGCCAUUCGUGAUGGAAAGGACACCACAACAACACCCUUCAUGUCAGCAAGUCCAACACCUGUACAAACCUCAACAAACACACCCGCAUCUUCACCACCAUCAGGUCCAUCACGAAAAAAAUAUAGAGCAGAUGAUUAUGGACCAAAUGGAUACGUUGGUGGAUAUAACGUUGCAGCAAAUCUAGUCGAGACAGGUGCUGAACGUCACCGAGCAGCACUCAUGGCUCUCUUCUUGAAUGAGGAUCGUGAUCACAUCCCUGAUCUCUUGACAAAUCCUACCCCACCUACAGAUCUAGAUAUUGAUCUCGUUAUUGAUGAUCAGGGACACACAGCAUUACAUUGGGCUGCUGCAUUAGGUCGUAUUGCAAUACUUCGAUUACUGGUUGAAAAGGGUGCAAAUAUAAAACGAUUAAAUAAUUUGGGUGAAUCGGCACUUGUACGUGCUGUACUCGUAACCAAUAACUAUGAUAGUCAGAGCUUCCCUGAAUUAUUAAACAUAUUGGCUGAUGCCAUAUCACUGGUUGAUAACAAGCAUCGUACCGUAUUACAUCAUAUUGCUUUCACAGCAGGUAUAAAAGGUCGAUCUCUAGCAGCCAAAUAUUAUAUGGAAUGUGUCCUCGAACGUAUCGGAGCGAUGGCAGGUGGAUUCUUUGGCACUCUGAUUGAUAUACAAGAUAAACAUGGUGAUACUGCACUUAACAUUGCAGCUCGAUUCGGAAACCGUAAUCUCGUAGAACAGUUAUUGGAUAUUGGAGCAUCACCCGAUAUGGAAAAUAAGGCUGGUAUUCGACCAUCAGAUUUUGGAAUUGAUGAUUUAUUACAUCAUGGAGAGGGUUUACGUGCUGCCGCUGCAGCUGUACGAGCCUUGACGGAGUCUAUGACUGAUGAUUUGCUACCACCUGAGAUUAAUGCUAUGCCUAGUGAUAGUAGUAGUAAUGCCAUGGAAGGUGUCAUACCUACUAGUGCUGCUGAUACAACAGCAAGCACAGCAGCAGUUACAGCAGCAACGAUUGCAUCCAUCUUGUCAACAAACGAGCCAAUGAUGGUUGAUUCAGAAAGUGGCGGAGGACCUAGUCGUAAAAGGCCUAGAAGUCCGGAAGCUGCUGCUGUGCAAUCUAAUCGGAUGGGAUUUCCGCCGCUUCAGAGACAACACGUAGAUGCUAUGGGAAUGCCUGUUGUUAAGGGCAAGGCUGUUGCAACUACGGUUGAAAGAAUGGUUGAAGACAUGAAUUCCACAUUCACUCGUGACUUGAAGACCAAACAAGAUCAAUUAGGUGAAACUCAAAGCAUGUUACGAGAAUUGACGAAAGAACUCGCUGACGUUCGUCGUCAAAACUUGGGAUUGCGACAACAAAUAAGUCAAUUACCAGAACUAGCAUUACGUACCAAGACUUUGGAAACUGCUUUAUCCGAAGAGACUGCUCGAACCCAACUUAUACAUGGUGGUAUGGCAACAACAUCAACAGCAGCAGGAGCUAGUGAAUCUCGUAGUGGUAAUAGCAACAAGCCAACACCUCCGAAUCUCGAAGAAUUACGUAAAGAAGUAACCAACCUCCGUAACGAAGUACAUCGUCACGAAGUCGAAGAACAACGAUUACGAGAAGAAAUCAAUAAUGUCAAGGAAACCACAUCCACAUCCGAUUUACAAUAUCGACGUAUCAUAGCGUCGUGUACCAAGCAUCCAAUCACUGAGGUUACUGAUGAUUAUAUAGCCAGUCUGUUGGUUGUUGCAGAAUUGGACAAGGAUGUACCUACUCCUGAUAUUGCUUCGUUUGUUAGUAAAGUUGAGACACAUGAGAGUGGUGGUGCUAUUAAGAAUAGUGGUGGUAUGAGUGUUGCUAGACCGAUAUAA
Molecule: messenger RNA, 2739 nt
Organism: Synchytrium microbalum
Lineage: Eukaryota; Fungi; Chytridiomycota; Chytridiomycetes; Synchytriales; Synchytriaceae
Exons: 5
Coding region: 1-2739 (912 amino acids)
Cellular component (GO): MBF transcription complex; SBF transcription complex
Molecular function (GO): protein binding; transcription regulator activity; DNA binding
Source: RefSeq, a predicted model, not a curated record